GCUCAAGCGCGAGAGUCCAGCCAGUAGUACGUUAAAUAUUAAGCUGGUCGGUUACACGAGAAACGCGUGUGUUGAACUGAAGUACCCGUUUGUGCAAACCGACACGACGGGCAGGUUUUUUUCCUUUUAUUUCCUGCGUGUUUAUUUCCCCUUUAUUCCCGUCCUGACGUUUGUACGCCGCUUUGUCUGAGCUAGCGAAGCCUAAAAAGACCUAACCGGCUAACUGCUGCCUCAAAGCAGACAUUUCUUUGGAGUUUUUGUCGUCGUUUUUGUUUUUAUAGCUUGUUGCUGAGUUGUGAGUUUUACUGAAGAAACAAUUGAGCGAAUGGUAUUUUUUGUUCCACUGUAGUAGCACCAUAUGUGACCAGUGUUUAUGAAGUCGUCCCGGAUAAUUCACCUCAGAUCCAUCAGCAGCGAGAGCAUGGAAAACGAUUUCCUCGAGCAAGGUUAAGUUCACUGGGACGUCUGGGCUACUCCUGUCCGCUGUCAAAUUCUCCUCCCAGCGUGUUCUGGACCUGUGAAUAGUCUUGUCCAGCUUUAUUCUAGGAGGCGUGUGUGAAGGACGUCAGAGUGGAGUAAUGGUGGUUAACGCGGUGCACUGGUUCAGGAAGGGUUUGAGGCUGCAUGAUAACCCCUCACUCCUGGAGAGUAUAGUAGGGGCGGACUCUUUACGCUGUAUUUACAUUCUUGACCCCUGGUUUGCAGGUUCAUCCAACGUGGGAAUCAAUAGGUGGAGGUUUUUAUUGCAGUGUCUGGAGGACCUGGAUGCCAGCCUUCGAAAACUCAACUCUCGCUUGUAUGUUAUCAGAGGCCAGCCCACUGACGUCUUUCCCAGGCUUUUCAAGGAGUGGAAGAUCACGCAUCUGUCAUACGAGUAUGACUCCGAACCAUUUGGGAAAGAGCGGGAUGCAGCCAUCAAGAAGCUGGCCAAUGAGGCAGGGGUGGAGGUCACUGUUAGAAUCUCCCACACACUCUAUGAUCCAGAGAAGAUCAUUGAGCUGAAUGGUGGGCAGUCACCUCUCACAUAUAAGCGCUUUCAGACAAUACUCAGUAGAAUGGAUGCUGUAGAAAUACCAGCAGAGACCAUUACUGCUGAGAUACUAAGCAAAUGUAUCAUGACUGUUGGUGAUGACCAUGACGAGAGGUUUGGUGUGCCCUCACUGGAGGAGCUUGGCUUUGAGACAGAAGGUCUACCAUCUGCUGUGUGGCCAGGAGGAGAGACUGAGGCUCUGACUCGUCUGGAGAGACACUUGGAGAGAAAGGCAUGGGUGGCUAACUUUGAGCGUCCCAGAAUGAAUGCAAAUUCAUUACUAGCCAGCCCUACAGGUCUGAGCCCUUAUCUUCGCUUCGGCUGCCUCUCCUGUAGACUCUUCUACUUUAAACUCACAGACUUGUACAAAAAGGUAAUGAAAAAUAGUGUCCCUCCACUGUCUCUCUACGGCCAGCUGCUAUGGAGAGAGUUCUUCUACACAGCUGCCACAAACAGGCCGUGCUUUGACAAAAUGGAGGGCAACCCAAUCUGUGUGCAGAUCUCAUGGGACCGUAACCCAGAGGCAUUAGCAAAGUGGGCAGAAGGCAGGACAGGUUUUCCCUGGAUUGAUGCGAUCAUGACUCAGCUGAGGCAGGAGGGGUGGAUUCAUCACCUGGCACGGCAUGCUGUUGCAUGCUUCCUCACCAGAGGAGACCUUUGGAUCAGCUGGGAGGAAGGCGUCAAGGUGUUUGAAGAGUUGUUGCUGGAUGCAGAUUGGAGUGUUAAUGCAGGCAGCUGGAUGUGGCUCUCCUGCAGUUCAUUUUUUCAGCAGUUCUUCCACUGCUACUGCCCAGUGGGUUUUGGUCGCCGCACCGAUCCCAAUGGAGAUUAUAUACGUCGGUAUUUGCCUAUAUUGAGGGGUUUUCCUGCCAAAUACAUCUACGACCCUUGGAAUGCACCAGAAAGUGUACAGAAGCUUGCUAAGUGCAUCAUUGGGACUCACUACCCCAAGCCCAUGGUGAACCAUGCCGAGGCCAGCAGAAUGAACAUUGAGCGCAUGAAACAAAUUUACCAGCAGCUGUCGUGUUACAGAGGCCUUGGGCUUCUGGCCUCUGUGCCGUCCAAUGCCAGUGGUAACGGCGAAGGUGCAGGAGCAAGUCUGAACCCGACAGACAGCACACAGGAGAGCAGUGCUGCAGUGCAACUAACCCCGGCCAACAUUCAAGAAGAUUUGUCAGCAAGCCCAUUGUCCUGUACUGACCAACUAACUGGCACUAGUUCCCAGUCACCAGCAGGUAUAUCAGGAACUGGUGGAGUAAAAUCUUGGAGACAAGACACAAAGCAAACACAGAGAGACAGAAGAACAGACACGCUAAAGCGACAUAGUGAAGAGUCCGUAUCAAACCGUGGAUGCAAGAUUCAGAAAAGGAACAGUGAUAAGCCACCUUCACAGUGACCACAGCACACACUUCUCAGGCGGCGAGCAGGAUGUAGUCCCAAUGGUAGUAGUUAGGACUACCAUUAAGCAAUUUUUAGAUAUUGCUUAUCUGCUACAGUGGAUUUAUAAUCUACACACCCCUGUUAAAAUGGCAAAUUUUUGUGAUGGGGGGGACUUGGUUUAAGAUAAAUCAUGUCAGAAGUUUUCCCACCCUCAGUGUGAAAUGAUAACGUAUAAAGAUUAAAUGAGAAACAAUCAAAAACAUUUUAGGGAAAAAUAGGAGAGGGGAAAAAAAAAGAAGGUACAGUAACCUUGUUGCAUAAGUGUGCACACCUUUUUAUAAGGGGAGUGUGGCUGUGUCAAGCUCCUGUUCAUAAAUAAUUAUCAUGCAGCUGUCAUCACUGACAUUAUUCAGAUAAUUUUGUUGAUCUUCAUAAUUUGAUUUCAUACAUCAACUUGGUUUUGUCUGACUGCUGAUGCCAUGGUCUGCAAAGAAUUGACAAAGCCUGUACCAGGUCUCACUGUCACAAAUAAUUGAUCAGAAGAGGGGUGCGGAAAACUUUGAAAACAUCAGAUGUACCGUGGUACACUGUGAAGGCCAUCAUCAACAAGUGGAGAAAAUGGAGCUCCACUGUGACCUUACUAAGAACAGGACAGCCGUCUAAAAUUUACAAAAGGACAAAAACUUACCAGCGAGGCUGCAAAGAGACCAACGGUAACAUUAAUGGAGCUGACUCUCUGCAUGGGACAACAAUCUCUUGUGUUCUUCAUAUGUUUGUGUUAUGGGCUAAGGUGGCUAGACGGAAGCCCUUUCUCACAAAAAACAUCCAAGCUCAACUAAAUCACCCCAAACAUGUGGAGAAAUAUUUUGUGGUCUGAUUAGGCCAGUUCCAAAA
Ictalurus furcatus (blue catfish) is the source of this 3304-nucleotide messenger RNA. RefSeq names its product cryptochrome circadian regulator 1b (gene cry1b). Gene Ontology annotation, cellular component: nucleus; cytoplasm. The transcript is spliced from 13 exons. Gene Ontology annotation, biological process: negative regulation of DNA-templated transcription; entrainment of circadian clock by photoperiod; circadian regulation of gene expression. Lineage: Eukaryota; Metazoa; Chordata; Actinopteri; Siluriformes; Ictaluridae. Bases 579 to 2426 code for a protein of 615 amino acids. Gene Ontology annotation, molecular function: FAD binding; DNA binding. The record is from RefSeq and is a predicted model, not a curated record.